Messenger RNA from Sabethes cyaneus, 1755 nucleotides. RefSeq lists its product as uncharacterized. NCBI's taxonomy places the organism in Eukaryota, Metazoa, Arthropoda, Insecta, Diptera, Culicidae. The transcript has 11 exons. Bases 1 to 1755 code for a protein of 584 amino acids. The record is from RefSeq and is a predicted model, not a curated record.
AUGGUGGCCAGUUACAAUCAAAACCCAUUCCAUUCUCCGGAGAUUAUGUCAAACUAUCGGGAAAUCGAUUGGAGAACUUUACCGAUGUUAUGCAACAGUCAUUUCCCGACACAAGCAGAUGUUGGCAGCAUUUGCAUGACUAUAAUCAUGUACGACUUGCCGUUCCUGACCACACGCAACAUGAUCCAUGCAACAACGACGGCGUAUGCGUCGGACAGCUCCAGUGCGACAACAGAAAAUUCGGUCGGAUUUCAAACUCUGGAUAACAAUGGACAGCAAAAUGUUUACAGCACACAUGAACUGACAGCGGCGGCAACGGCCGCUGCACUAACCACCGCCAGUCGAGGAUCCAUAUCGUCUACGGUGGCCCCAAAGAUUCAGCGGAAACGGGGUAGCUCCGGAAAGAAAAGCGUCAUCGUCAGUCAAUCCACCGAUAAUGUGAAUAAUUCCCGUGAAUCCCUUUCCCAUGAGGGCAGCGAACCGGUUGUCUACGUAUCCGAUACGGCCGGGUACAUUCCGUUGACGGCCAUACAGGCAAACCAUCCCCGGGUACCGUCAGCAUACGGUAGUGAUAUUGAUUCGUCCUGGCGUCCAGAUCCUUGGGAUCGAGAUUACAAUCGACGCUAUCGGUUCAACAACACACGAGUGCAACAUAUCGAGGCAGAGUGUCAGGAUGACUAUAUGAAAAUACGCAUCGGUUUCAAUGGUUCAUUCAAUGGGCUUCUCUAUUCGUCAGGCUACGCAUAUGAUCCGGAUUGCAUGUACAUCAAUGGAUCAGGUCGCGACUACUACGAGUUUUUGAUUCAACUGAACCGAUGUGGAACACUGGGAAAAAACGCCAAUGGCGAUGACAGUCGCAAAAAUCCAACGAAAAAUUUCAUGUGGAAUACCGUAACAGUGCAGUACAACCCACUCAUCGAAGAAGAAUUCGAUGAACACUUCAAGGUGACUUGCGAGUACGGGUACGACUUUUGGAAAACCGUAACAUUUCCGUUUCUUGACGUUGAAGUCGCUACCGGGAAUCCCGUAGUGUUUACAUUGAGUCCACCGGAGUGCUACAUGGAAAUCCGAAACGGAUACGGAACAAGCGGAGCCCGAGUUACAGGUCCGGUUCGGGUAGGCGAUCCCUUAACGCUGAUAAUCUACAUGAGAAGCAAGUACGACGGGUUCGAUCUGGUAGUAAAUGAUUGCUUUGCUCACAAUGGAGCAAACAAACGGAUACAACUGAUUGAUGAAUAUGGAUGCCCCGUGGACGACAAACUAAUUUCCCGCUUUCGGGGCAGCUGGACGGAUGGGAGUCUAUACGAAACACAGAUCUACGCUUAUAUGAAAACAUUUCGAUUCACAGGUUCUCCCGCUCUCUACAUCGAGUGUGACGUUCGAAUGUGUCACGGGCGGUGUCCAAGCCAACCCUGUCAUUGGAGAAAUCUGAAAGGAAUCUCCAAACGAGAAACGCAACCAGAAACCAACUCUACGCUGUCGGAUAAUAUAAGCUUAUUUCAGUCGCUUCGAGUGCUCCAGGAGGAAGAUGACGAACAGAAGGAGAAAAAAGAUGCUACUACUGCUGCUAAACCACAAGAUAUGACCGAAACAUGCGUGAAGACAUCGAUACUGUCUGCCGUGCUGGCAACGUGCUGCAUUGUAUUAUGUAUCCUUUCCGGUGCUUUGCUGGUCGCGUGUGCCAAACUGAGGUAUCGGAAAAAGGAUGAAGCCUUCUUCAAUGCUUACGUAGGACACAAAGCCCAGCUUGAUUGA